Molecule: messenger RNA, 1092 nt
Organism: Oryza brachyantha (malo sina)
Lineage: Eukaryota; Viridiplantae; Streptophyta; Magnoliopsida; Poales; Poaceae
Product: probable receptor-like protein kinase At2g42960
Exons: 7
Coding region: 1-1092 (363 amino acids)
Biological process (GO): protein phosphorylation
Molecular function (GO): protein kinase activity; ATP binding
Source: RefSeq, a predicted model, not a curated record
AUGCAUAAAGAGUUAUCUGCAGGACAUGAAGCACUGCUUGGAUGCCUAAUUGCGGUGGUGAUUGUUGGGGUGGUUUCAAUUUCGUGUCACCUUAGGAGAAGAGCAUACAAGCUGAAAUCACUGCAAAAUGGUAUUGAGGUUGCUGCUGUAUCAGUUGAGUAUGAGGAGGUUACCUGCAAGCAGAUGUCUAUCAAAGAGAUUUACAGCGCAACUGAAAACCUGAGUCCUCUGAAUGUCAUUGGCCAGGGAAUUGCAGGGAAAGUGUACAAAGGAGUGCUUGCAAAUGGCUGGCCUGUAGCUGUGAAGCACAUCAUUAAGAACGAGCAUGCAGAAACUUUCCUAAGGGAAGUUACAAGCCUCUCACAUGUGAGACAUCCAAACCUUGUGUCACUACGAGGUUAUUGCGAUGGGCAGGAGGAGUGUUUUCUUGUAUAUGAAUUAUGCAUCAACGGUAACCUGUCAGAAUGGCUAUUUGGGAAGGAUAAGAACCUGUCAUGGAUUCAAAGGCUGCAGAUUGCACUUGGCAGCGCCUUUGGCCUUUGGUUCCUUCACAUCUACCCUGAGGGCUGCAUUGUUCACCGUGAUGUAAAGCCAACCAAUAUACUUCUUGGGGUUGAUAUGGAGCCCAAAUUGUCGGAUUUUGGGCUCUCAAGAGUCAUCGACAUAGGAGUAUCACAAGUAAGCUCUGAAGUUCGAGGAACAUUUGGAUACGUCGACCCAGAGUAUCGCCAGAAUCACAAGGUAAAUGCUGCAGGCGAUGUCUAUAGCUUUGGUAUGGUUCUCCUGCAGCUCCUGUCAGGAAGGCGAGCGAUCAAUAUCAUGAACACCGCUAAACCAAUGUCACUUGAUCGGAUGGCUUCGAUGCUCAUCAGAGAAGGCAAUGUGUUGGAGUUCGCUGAUCCUAGGCUGAACGAGGAGUACUCAACAGAAGCAUUUGAUCUCUGUUUGAAGCUUGCCCUCUCGUGCACCGGACACAAGCAGCAACGCCCGUCCAUGGAGCAAGUUGUGUCACGCCUUGAGAAGGCCCUCAAGAUCUCCAUGAGAGAUGCAAAUAAGCACGACAGCAUUAGCAUCAUCGAGUCCCUUGCAUAG